Messenger RNA from Rotaria sp. Silwood1, 651 nucleotides. The record is from the annotation of a GenBank genome assembly. NCBI's taxonomy places the organism in Eukaryota, Metazoa, Rotifera, Eurotatoria, Philodinida, Philodinidae.
AUGAAUACAACAAUAUUGACAAAUGAUACAAACUCAACAGUGACAUAUCCUUCGGAGCCACACUAUUCAUUAAACACCAGUCCGGUCAUUAUCGCUCGAUUCUAUCAAAUAGGUUAUUCAUUUACAUUUCUACUUGGUUUUAUUGGAAAUCUAGCUAGUUUAUCUACAUUUUCACGAGCAACAUUACGAAAAGUAUCUACUGGAUGUCUCUUUAUUAUUUUGGCUAUUUCAGACAUGUUAUAUUUACUCACCUCUAUCUUUGAUUAUUUGGAAUUCGGUCUAAAGAUUCCUUUUAAUGGUCGUCUUGCAUAUAAUGAACUUUGUCGAUUUCGUGUAUUUAUGAUAAAUGUAGCUCAAUUAGCAUCAGCAUGGAUAUUAGUGAUAAUUUCAAUUGAUCGAUGGAUUCGAACACGAUUUCCCUUCAAAUCAAAUUUAAUCUGUACACCAAACAAAGCUUUGAUAGCUGUGACUCUAUUACUGGUGAUCGAUAUUGCUCUUCAUUCUCAUAUAUUAACACCCAUGUUUGGAACGCUUCUACCUGGUUUUUCAAUUUUAGCAUGUGGACCGAAUCCAAUCUACAAUUCAUAUAUAUCAUUUUACUUCCUUCAAUGGAGUAUUGUUCAGGUCAGUCAAAAGCUUAAUGAUUACUGA